AUGCCGGUCUUUCAAAACCCUCCAACACCACCUUCGCCCCUCACACCACCAUUAUCCUCUCCCUCGUGGGAGAAGGCGAAGCAAGAUGUGGUCAAGUGCAUGACAUCUUCAUCGCCGUCACUUUCAAUUUCGCUCAGUGCCCAAAAACCAUCUGGAAGCAUAGGCCUCAUCACGCCACCUGAGACUCCAGUGAGGAAACAAGAUGCUGCAAGCACAACAAUCGAAACGGUGAUCGAUUGCCCUAUUUCCAGGGCGAGUUUUCUGCUUGCUCAAGCCUCUCUGGCAACGGAGCUGUUCGGAAGCUCAUCAACGACCGAAUUCAAGUUCCGGGACCCGGGGUCACUGCGAGCGGGGACGGGAACGCGAACACUCCGAUUCGGCACGGGCCUUGAUGGAUGUUUCAAUCGCACCAGGGGCUUCCUGGGAGGUCAGGAACCUCAUCAGAAUCACGACACCACCCGUAGUGAUGCCCCGGCACUCUCAGGCCAACGCCUACCAGCGUCCCUGGAGGCAUGGGAGGUGGUUCAUGGAAGUCUGCCGCGGUUACUCCGAGCGCGACGAGUGCGUCAAGCCGUCGACGCCUUGGGCGAGCGCGCGGCAGGAGAGAGACACGCGUGGGAUAACUUGGAACAGCGCCAUCUAGCGCGAGCAGCGCUGGUGCUGAGCGCGCUGGCUCACGCGUACAUGUUUGGCGAGGAGCAAGGCAAGGGCAAGGAGAACCCUAGACGGCCGCAGCUACCGCGCCAUGUCCUCGAUACGUGGGAGAGGGUUUGCACGAAGUUGGGCAGAACUUUGACUGGGCGGGUGCCCGCCGACGACGUUCUCAACAACGCCGUGGGCAAUGACACGUUCAGCCUGAACAGUACCUACUUUGGCCUUCCGGAGGAAAGGCUCUCCUCGGGACUCCAGGGCACGAUGGAGGCCGUUUUUGCGCCCGCGCUCUCGGCCAUGGCGCUCGCGCAGAGCGGCGUGCUGGCCGACCAGCCCGACCAGGUCGCGCAUUGUCUGGAAAGUCUGGCGGCGCGCAUCGUAAAGUGCGCCCACGUGUUGGAGGCCAUAACGCCGCGCGACACGGCGCACUUUGACCCCGUCGUCUGGAUCAAGACGUAUCCCGCCAUGGGCCGCGCGGUGACGUCGGGCGAGCUGGGAAACAGCGGUGUCGAUGCACCGCUGUUCCAUGCGCUGGACGCAUUCAUCGGCCGACAAGACGUCAAAGGCGACUUGAAGGGGAUGCAGAGCGACCGACGGGCCACGCUGCCGGCCAACAUUCUCGCCUUCCUGGAUGCCCUUGGUGACGGGGCCGGGAGUGUCAGGGACUAUGUCGCUGCUGCCCGUGCUCGGCAACAGCAUCUGCCCACUGAAGAGCAGUCGCAAUACCAGCAUCUCUCGGCGGCGUGGGACGGGCUUUUACAAAUGUACGUCUGGUUUCUCGAGCGGCACCGUGUCAAGGCCGUUGGUGUUACGGGCGUAACCCUCAACACGGGAUUACACUCGACAAGUAGCGGCGUCAUGAGCGGCGACCAGAAAAAAGCAGCGGCACCAGGGAAACCAAAGAUGAGCCCCGAUGCCAUGCUCAGCAUGCAAAUGAAGAAGGGUAUGGCGUCACGGCUGGGUGGGCGGCCGCUAUGGCAGGACGCGCAAGUGCAGUCGCAGAGAGUGUACCAGGACAGCGUGGUGGUGGCCGUAAAGUUGGAUGCGAAUUUGCCGCUUGAGCCGGGCGAUCGAGUGCAAGUCUGGCCGCCGAGAAAGAGGAAGAAGCUCAACAGAACACUUUCGUACCAGCGACGGUCGCGGGCCUCCUCCCCCCCAGAUGAUCACGAUGCGUCGCCAAGCAAGAAUGACGAUGAUGCUGAGCCGAGAUUCUACUCCGUCGCCAGUGCCACGCCAGAAGCGGCUGAUGGGGUGACAGACUCAGGGGGGGGAGGAGGAGGAGGAGGAAGAGGAGGUAUGACCAUCACUCUGACUGUCGGCCAACACUCGCCUGAGGGACUGGUUUCCUCGUUCCUUAGCAGCGCCGCUCAAGGCACACAUCUGCGUCUUCGUCCCUGGCCUGCUCCGCGUUUCCGCCAGCCACGCGACCUUGCCGUGCCGCUGGUUCUGGUUGGUCAGGGCAGCGGCGUUGGCCCCUUGGUCGGCUUUCUGCAAGAGCGGGCGGAAUGGCUACAACGGCUCGAUGAUGACCAAGACGAGAUUGGUGAGGUAGGCGAUCUGCUGCUCGUGGUCGCUGCCAGAACACGCCGCCAUGUCCCCUGUCCACUCGACAGCCUGGAGCAACUGACCAGGGCCUUGCCAUUGGCCAUAGUCUUGGCUCUCAGCCAGGACGCACACUUCAUGAUCCGCGAUGGAACCUGGACUCAGCUCCCCCGGGGAGAAGGGCAUGUCACCCGCCAUUUGGUAGAGUACCGAGAUUUUGUCCAGCGGCUGGUCAAAGAAAAGGGCGGCCACGUCUAUGUCUGCGGCAGCUCCGACUUUGGGGAUACAGUAAUGAGCAAUCUUGGGCUGGGCCGUCCGCAACACCAGCAGCAGCAAGAACGACAACAAGCAAAAGGUGCAAAUGAAGAGUGCUACGAUGACAACCGCACACAAAUGCCCUCAUCUCCAGCGUAUUGGAACCAACUGCACGAAGAUCUCUCUACCACUGUGCAAAGACCUUCCAUCUCACGAUAUUCUCACUCUUCCUCUUCCUUGUCCCACUUGUCCUCACCCCCAGCAAGCCCCAAAACCCCCGUCAUCGGUGCCUCCAACCUCGCAACCCACAACUCCAUCACCUCGUGCUGGACCGCCAUCGACGGAACAGUCUACGACAUGACGCCUUUCCUAGCCACCCACCCGGGAGGACCGAAAACGCUCCUUGAGUCUGCAGGCACCAUUGCCGACGCGCGCUUUGCCGAAACGCACGGUGGGCCGCACGCCCAGGAGAUCAGGGCCUAUCUCCAGCACUAUGCCGUCGGGCGUCUGUCCACAGCUACCACAGACACUCGGACGCAGAUGACCACGGCAAAACUUAUCGAUGUCCUCGUCAGGAUGCAAAAUGCGCUCACCAAUAAUAGCGCGUUUGACGCAAAUCGUGGGUCGGUGCCAAUGUACGUGUACGAGGAUGCCUUGCCCGUGUUCGCCGAUGGCCUAGACGACGUGGUAGGCACCUUGCCAGACAUUGCCACCGACAAUCACUCCUUGGAGCUGAGAGAAGCCAUAACAAACACGCAGGUGCUGUUGAGAAAGGCUUUCACAGCUCUGAAAGAUGGGUGUAAGCAGCACUUGAUAGGCACUGGACCUGGCCCCAAGGAUUCCAGCACCCCCACCUCAACAUUGCUUGAAAUGAGCGAGGUUUUGAUCCAGAGCUUUUACAAGGAGCCCACCAGAAAGGUGCAUGCGGCUAUCAAUGCUUGUAAGAAGGGUAUCAGCGAGAUUGAGUCAGUGGCAGAGGCGGACAGCGGUGACGGCAUCUGUGAUUCUUUUGAAGACGCAUGUGCUGAGGUACUAAAGCGUGUCUUGGAGAAGUUUUGCACGAGUCUAACAAGCGUUGCCGACGACUUGCUCUAUGUUAUGGCGGUGGCUGCGGAUCACGGUGGAGUCGCGGAGUUUCCGCAGCGCGGCAUUAACGAACGGAAAGUAUUCGAAGAACGUAACCUGCCAAGCCACACAUAG
Molecule: messenger RNA, 3648 nt
Organism: Colletotrichum orchidophilum
Lineage: Eukaryota; Fungi; Ascomycota; Sordariomycetes; Glomerellales; Glomerellaceae
Product: cytochrome b5-like Heme/Steroid binding domain-containing protein
Exons: 2
Coding region: 1-3648 (1215 amino acids)
Cellular component (GO): cytosol
Molecular function (GO): metal ion binding; oxidoreductase activity; flavin adenine dinucleotide binding
Source: RefSeq, a predicted model, not a curated record